CAGAGGACUACAUCUGCUGCUAAAGCUGCACGUCUCAACGCGCCGGACAGCAGCUCUGUGAGGACCGCCGGACUCCCUCUGAUAUCAUUUCAUAAUCAGGCUGGUGUUUGUGCGGUCACCUCUCUCAGACUCAUUUCAAUGCUGUAGGUACUGAAGAGCUCAGUAGAUCGGGCCGAGGUGACGGUGGGAGGACAAACGAUGUCCCAAAGCCAGUCAAACAGCUGCAUGGGCGACCAGGCCCCUCUUAUUCAGGAGAGCCACUUCUCCACUGUACUCCAUAUAUCUGAGCCUGGGGAUGAAUGCUGCCAGCCACAAAGAUCCCCCACACCCCAACCCGAAACACUCGAGGAAGACGUAGUAGACAGGGUGGUGGUGCCUCAGCAGGUGGUUUUGAGCACCCAGAGUCCUGCAGCACGCAAGGUUGGCACCACCCAGCUCAUCCCUAAGAAUCUGGCUGCGUCCAGCCGGCCUAAAAACCGCCACCACACCACCGUGGUGACGUUUCCAGUGGGACUGGAAAGCUUCAGCAGUGGGACACGGAGCCGUCACUCGGCUCAGGGGCCAGAUGUGUCCUGGGAGGAUUAUGACAGUGAUGGAGACGGCUUUUCUUUGAGGAGGAACCGCAGGAACAAGUCGUACAGGGCGGCUGUGACCAGCCUGGACAUUGAAGCCAUGGCGGCGGGACGAAGCGGUGCAGCUACACUGAAACCUGUCAGAGAGGACAGAGCACCAAGUCCUGGUCCAGCUCGCAGCCCGGGACGCAAGCGAACCCUGGGGAGAAAGAGGAACCAGAACCAUCGUGGGUCCUUCAAAGAUGCCACACCACGCCUCUACCAGGAGAUCCGUGAAAGAGGUCUGCACUCGACCAACCAGGAUGAGCUGCUGGAUGACUUUGUGGUGGUGGAGCCUCCCGUGGAGGACCAGGGCAUCGUGGUGAAGAGCUACCGGCCAGCACAGCUCACCUGGAGCCAGCUGCCACAGGUGAAGAACACAGAUAUCCUGAACAUGAUCUCACCUCAGGAGAGAAAGAGACAAGAGGCCAUUUUUGAGAUUAUCACAUCGGAGCAUUCGUACCUGCACAGCCUGGGCAUCCUGGUGCGUCACUUCAAGAGCAGUGAAGCUCUGCGGAAAACCAUGACGGCCACAGACCACCAUCACCUCUUCUCCAACAUCUCUGUCAUUCAUCAAGUCAGCAAACGGUUUUUUGAGGACCUAGAGCGGCGUCACUAUGACAACCCAGUGAUCCGGGACAUCAGCGAUAUUGUUCAGAACCACGCGGCCCACCACUUUGAGCCCUACAUUGUCUACUGCUCCAACGAGACCUUCCAGCAGAGGACACUGCAGAGGCUGCUAACCAGUAACACUGCGUUUAAAGAGACCCUGAAGCAGAUUGAAGGGAGCAGUGAAUGUGGAGGCCUGCCCAUGAUCUCUUUCCUCAUCCUGCCCAUGCAGCGAGUGACCAGGCUGCCGCUGCUGCUGGAUACAAUCUGUCAGAAAACUCCAGACAAGACAGCAGAGUACUUUGCUGCUGUUUGGGCUCUGAAUGCCAUCAGCAAGCUGGUCACGCAGUGCAAUGAUGGAGCUCAGCGGAUGGAGAGGACAGAGCAGAUGUACACCAUCCAGAAACAGAUGGAUUUUGGUAAAAUCAAGCCAUUUCCUCUGGUGUCGUCAUCGCGCUGGCUGAAGAAGCGCGGUGAGCUGGCCUUCUACAACGAAGAACUCAGCAUCUGGAGGGCUUUCAGCAACAGGAGCUACUACCUGUUUCUCUUCAACGAUGUCCUGAUCGUCACCAAGAAGAAGAGUGAGGAGAGCUUUGUGGUGAUGGAUUACGCCACUCUGGAGAAUGUGAAGGUGGAGGUCGGAGAGGAUUCAGAAGGACGGGCGACUUCGCCCAGGAAUGGCUCCAGCUACGACCUUUCCUUCAUGCUGCUCUUGAGCAGGAACAGUGAGGGGAGAGCAGUGCAGAUCACCCUGCAAGCCGAAUCCAGAGUGGAUCGGGCCCGAUGGAUAGUUGCUCUUACAGAAAACAAACAGGCAGGAGUCUUCACUUGUAAAGAUGGUCUGCCACAGUAUGAGGCCACCAAAGCCUACAUGCCAAAGGAGCCAGAUGAGUUGGGGCUGCAACAGGCCGAGCUUGUCAUUGUGCUGCAGAAAGAGGAAGCCUGGUGCUAUGGGGAGAGAAUGCGAGACGGAGAGAGAGGCUGGUUUCCUGCCACCUGCGCCACAGAGAUCACCGACCACACAGCCAUGGAGAACAACGUACAGCGAAUGAAGCGUCUGCGCAAAGAGACCAACGUAUGAGUGACUCCCAGGAUGUACAAAGAGUGGACAAAAUGAACAUUUAGCAACUUCCAAGUAGAUUGGUGAAACUCAUGAUGUUCAGUUUUGGUGAGACUGCUUUGUUUGUGUCUCACACUGAACACAGUGGUCCAAAAGUCCAUUAAUAACACACUGAAAGAUGUUAAUGGGAUAUGAAAAGCCUCAAAAAUGGUCAUUUAUGCUGUCCUGGUACCCCAGUGGUCUAAGAUGAACACAUAUGACCAUGAGGCUCCUGGGAUGAAUCCAGCCAGUGGCCAUGACUCAUGACACUCUCACUGUCAGACUCUCCGAACCAGUUAUUUUUAAACGUGACCAUCAGGUUGAAUUAACACUUACAGCUUACCCAUUAGCUAUUGGUUGAUGAGCUGCUGUAUAUAAGGGUGUUCUCUUCCACCCUCUGUAUGUGCAGUCAAUAAAAGUGGCGACUUGCCAUAACAGAACUUAAAGUGGACAUCUUCACUUGUACAGCACGACCGUUUUUACUUGUUGGUGUGAAUGUACAUUUAAAUUAACUUGCUGUGGUUAAUAAUGAGCCUCAGAUGCAGCCUGGGAUUUAAUUUUAAAACUAGGAACUACAAAGGUUAUUUUACUGUCUACAGACAGGGUAGUAUGAGAAGUUGCAUGACACUUUGCUUUCAUGAUUCCUGCCACCUAACCUCGAGAUGAGGACCUUGAUGUAUUGGUAAAUAUUGGUUGUGUUUCUUGUUGUAUCAAGUUGUGUUUGUGUCAUUUAAAGAAGCUGUGUAGGAUAUUACUUAUCUUGGUGUGAAAGAUAAUGUGACCAUAGCAUUGUGAAAGUUUUAGUAAAACAUUUACUAUUAUAAAUGCAGUUUAUGACACUGUGCCAUUGUUGAAUUUAGUUGAUUGAAACACUUAACUACAUUGUUGUAUUUGUCUAUAUUCUUACUUGAAAUUUAAAAAAAAAAACACUCCCAUGGUCACUGUUCAGAGCCUGUAUACAUGAAGUAUACUUGAAACAAAAAAUAAAGCCAACACUCGAGACAA
Plectropomus leopardus (leopard coralgrouper) is the source of this 3324-nucleotide messenger RNA. RefSeq names its product Rho guanine nucleotide exchange factor 16 (gene arhgef16). NCBI's taxonomy places the organism in Eukaryota, Metazoa, Chordata, Actinopteri, Perciformes, Serranidae. Gene Ontology annotation, biological process: activation of GTPase activity. Gene Ontology annotation, molecular function: protein binding; guanyl-nucleotide exchange factor activity. The record is from RefSeq and is a predicted model, not a curated record.